Molecule: messenger RNA, 1095 nt
Organism: Raphanus sativus (radish)
Lineage: Eukaryota; Viridiplantae; Streptophyta; Magnoliopsida; Brassicales; Brassicaceae
Exons: 5
Coding region: 89-847 (252 amino acids)
Biological process (GO): translation
Cellular component (GO): mitochondrial small ribosomal subunit; ribosome
Molecular function (GO): small ribosomal subunit rRNA binding; structural constituent of ribosome
Source: RefSeq, a predicted model, not a curated record
UCUCUCUCACACACGUCAUCCCUCAGGCAAGUCUCCCCUCUUUGCCAAAACCUCAGAUCGGAGGAACUGAACCCUAAAUCGAAAGAAGAUGAAACCUGCCCGUUUCGCGAUUCGUUCCCUCAACGACGUCGCUUCCCGUAAACCAUGGCUUCCUCUCGCGCCCAGAAGCUUCUCCGCUAAUGCCAACGAAGAUCGAUCUUCGCUGGACGAUUGGAUGUUCGGCGGAAACAGUGGUGGCAACGAUGGAAAAAGCGGUGAGUUCUACCAGCAUCUUAGCAAGGCGCAGAAAGACAAGCGCGAGCUGGGUAGAUCGUACGGAAAAGACGGUUCGAGAGGUAGUAACAGAGACGAGACCUUCGAUCCUUCGUCGGAUGGUGUUGAUGGUAAACUGAAGGAAGCUGCGUUGAUUUACAACAUCGACGACGACGAAGAAGGCGUGAAGAAGGAUGGUUACUCGUUUAGGCCUGAUGUCAACAGCUGGGGAGCUAAUCACUUCCCUAAGGAUUUAGGUUAUAGAAAGCAGAUGCAAAGACCUAGACAGAACAACAAGGCGGAGAUAACCACCGAGGAAGUUCUGAAGAAAGCUGAUUUCAGGAAUGUUCGAUUCCUUGCACAGUUCAUCACCGAAGCUGGGAUCCUUGUUAAGAGGAAGCAGACUGGCAUCAGUGCUAAGGCACAAAGAAAGAUUGCUAGAGAGAUCAAGACGGCCCGUGCAUUUGGGCUGAUGCCCUUCACAACAAUGGGUACCAAGGCAUUCACAUUUGGGAAAACCAUGGAGAACAGAGACCAAGAUUUCGAGUAUGAAGUGGUUGACGAUGAUGAUGAGUAUGACAAUGCAGCUGAGUGAGAUUUGUUCCACUCUCUUCUGCUUUCUAAAUCUUUGGCCUAACUAGCUGGUCUAGUUUUCAUUUCUGAGGUUUUGGUCUAUCGAGAUUUUAAAUAAUAGGAUGUUACCAAAAGUGGACAAUACGUUACUUGAAUCCCUCAGACACCAAGGGAUUAGUAAUUGUAUUUUACUUCUCUUGUUGUGUUACUUUUGAAGAUGACAGGUUAUGGUUUCUUUAUUCUAUAAAUCAAGUAUCAUCUCGUGCUACA